Molecule: messenger RNA, 2608 nt
Organism: Salarias fasciatus (jewelled blenny)
Lineage: Eukaryota; Metazoa; Chordata; Actinopteri; Blenniiformes; Blenniidae
Gene: hif1an
Product: hypoxia inducible factor 1 subunit alpha inhibitor
Exons: 8
Coding region: 242-1306 (354 amino acids)
Biological process (GO): negative regulation of Notch signaling pathway
Cellular component (GO): nucleus; cytoplasm
Molecular function (GO): peptidyl-histidine dioxygenase activity; [protein]-asparagine 3-dioxygenase activity; ankyrin repeat binding
Source: RefSeq, a predicted model, not a curated record
GGCUGUCGUUUGUUUGGAGGCUGUCAACACGCCGAUAGCCCCCCAGACCGGGCGGUGUAAACAUACACGGAACAGCGCCGUGCAGAGGGGCUGCAGCCAGUCUCCGUCCGCCGGCUCCAUGAAUGAGUAGGCUCGUUUUAAAGCCCCGCUGCUGACCGUGUGGACGGAAAAAGGAGCUGGUCUCUGCUCCCAUCAUUGUGCGGGACGACGCAGGCGGCACACCGGGCGCUCCUCGACGACCAUGGCAGCGGCGACCGUGGUGGAGGCAGAUCCGACAACGAGCGACGGCGGGGCGGCUUUCUCCGGCGUGCAGAGCCGCGGCUGGGAUGAAGCUCAACUCCGCAAGUACUCCUUCCCGACUCAGCCGAUCCCCAGGCUGUCUCACACCGACCCCCGAGCGGAGAUGCUGAUCAACAACGAGGAGCCAGUGGUUUUAACUGACACAAACCUCGUGUACCCAGCUCUAAAAUGGGACAUCGCGUACCUCCAGGAGAACAUUGGGAAUGGAGAUUUCUCCGUCUACACUGCAGAAAACCACAAGUUUCUCUACUAUGAUGAGAAAAAAAUGACCAACUUUGAGAACUUUGUCCCCAAGUCUCGACGGAUGGAGAUGAAAUUCUCCGAAUUUGUUGAUAAAAUGCAUCAAACAGAAGAAAUGGGAGGAGAGGAGAGAGUAUACCUGCAGCAGACCCUGAAUGACACAGUGGGGAAGAAGAUUGUUGUUGACUUUCUCGGUUUCAACUGGAACUGGAUCAACAAGCAGCAAGCCAAGAGAAACUGGGGGCAGCUGACAUCCAACCUGCUGCUCAUCGGCAUGGAGGGCAAUGUGACACCGGCGCAUUACGACGAGCAGCAGAACUUCUUCGCACAAAUCAAAGGCCAUAAAAGAUGUAUCCUCUUCCCUCCAGACCAGUUUGAGUGUCUCUAUCCUUAUCCUGUACAUCACCCCUGCGACAGGCAGAGCCAGGUUGAUUUUGACAACCCGGACUAUGAGAUGUUUCCCAAUUUCAAAAACGUUGUUGGCUAUGAGGCUGUUGUGGGCCCUGGAGAUGUGCUGUACAUCCCGAUGUAUUGGUGGCAUCACAUUGAAUCAUUGCUAAAUGGCGGAGUAACGAUCACUGUAAACUUCUGGUACAAAGGUGCUCCGACACCAAAGCGGAUAGAGUACCCUCUGCGAGCUCAUCAAAAGGUGGCCAUCAUGAGGAAUAUUGAGAAAAUGCUGGGAGAAGCACUUGGAGAUCCACAUGAAGUUGGACCUUUACUGAAAACGAUGAUCAAGGGGCGAUAUGACCAGGAUCACAGUUAGAGCUCCCGCCUCUAACUGAGAAAAGUAAACUGCUUUGAAUACGGUAUGCAUGUGAAAGUGACACUGCUGUGUGUGUGUGAGUAAGUGUGUGUAAUGCACAUGUUAUCUGUGGAGCUACACAUUGCUGCAUGGCAACAAGCAACCAUCAGUCUGCUUCAAUCAUCUCCGAGUGCCAUCGCCAUGGCGACCUGCCACCUUUGCAGAAGAAACACCGGACUAACUCAAGGGAAGUUGAAGAACUUUUCCUCUCUGAAGACAAAGCCUGAUUUGGCCUCCGUGUUUGCUCAGCAGUCCCACAGUAGUCAGCUCUCAGGACUGUUUGAGAUCGGUACCUUUUGGAAAGCCUGAUUGUUUUGACCACUAAUAAAAAAAAGGUAAUCGUGAUUUUUCAUAUACGUGUACCGUAGACAAGUCAGAUGACUCCCAUACACAACACGUAAGGCGGUGGAGGCCUGAUUGGUUGAUUUUAGAUUGUCAUAUUGUAGUCUCCAUUUUCAGUGUCACAGUUUCUUUGCGAGUGACAUGGCUUCAGCAUCGGCACAAGUUUCAACCGCUCACGAGUAAAGUGACCUACAAACUGAUAACGUUUAACAAAUGUGUGUGAGGAAGAUUAGUAUUUGGCUGAAGGAGUGCUAUCAGCAGAGUUUUUUUUUUUUAAAUGGAGUGAUUGCUUUUUUAUUUUAUAAAAGCUCAUUUGUAUAUUAAUGACUUCAUUAGACAUGCUACUGUUGGUCUGUGUAAUAGUAAUUAAAGAGAGGGUUGCUGCUGAUAAAUGACACUGCAAAUUGUAGUUGCAAAUGUUAAGUUUCAGGAUUAGAAGUAAACAUAGUUGCGAAAUGCUGGUGGAGAAACUUCUCAGGAGUGAUCCAAAUGAUGAGAAUCCAUUAAUUGAGUUGAGUUAUACAUUUUACUGGUGUUGAAAGGCUCCAGUGGAAUGAAUCCGUAGUGUCUGUGCUUCAGCUCACCUGUUUCUGUCUCGUAGCUUGUCAUUCUGCUGAGCUUGAGGUUGACACACUCAUCAGUUCAGGUGUUUUUGAGCAGGAAUGUCUGAAACGUGCAGGACGGAGGCCCUCUGGUGCCAGGAUCAGACACCAUUACCAAAAGAUGAGCUUUUUUUGAGUAUCUGCAGUGCAGCAUAAAGCGCCAUCUAGUGGCCACUUAUUUUAAAGUAAGCAGUCGUAACUGGAGCAGGUCUGAGUUAAAACAUGUCUGCAGCGUGUGCAAGAAGAGCGGUUCCGAGCAUGGAAGGGAUGGCAGUGCCAGCCCAAAAUGCUCUCCUGACACAUGAUGUACCUUUAACAA